AUGCCCCCCAUAUCAUUAAAGAGCCACAUCCCAUCUGUCGACGAGACCAAACCUUUCCCUCCUUUCGAAAGUCGUGCCAGUAGUAGAAGAGCCCGAAUUCCUCGUUUCGCUAUCCACUGCGUAUCCCAGAUCGAUGGUAAUGUCCAUAAUUCCUUUUGGACACAUCUCUUUGAGCCAUACGUAGAGCUCGGUGUUCCGUUUCGUAAGGGCGUCUGCGAUGUUGUUCUUUCCGGGUAUCCAACUUAUAACGUCGAGAUCUCGAGAUUCGAAGCUAUUCCUCAUCCGCUGCACCGUUUGUCUCAAGCGAUAUUCCGUACUCUCGUGGAGGGUAGUUAUGGUGUCUUAAAGAGCUCGUCUGUUUGCGUUAAGCUCUUGUUUGAUUUUCCUGUUGGGGAAGAUCAAUCGGGUGAAAGAUCUCCUGUUCACCACCCUUUGGGAUAAUGCGUAUCCCUGAGACGAGUCCCGCUUUUCCAUAAUCUCUCUCCCUGGGGUGAGAUGCGUCCGUGAAUGUGCUGAACAUAACUCUCUUCGUGCUCCGAGUCCUGCAGUACGUCAACCAUGGCUUCAGCGGAAUGAGUUCCUUUAGCAUGUCGUUAGCAUCGACGAGGCUCCGCACAGACAAUCUCGGUAGCCUCUGCUGCAUGAUUGAGGUCACGAGCGAUGCUUGCGGUAGUACACCAUUUCCUAGAUACAACAAAGUGCCAGCGAGGCUGCCAUACUGCUUCUUCUCAGAUUCGGUGGCCAGCUCGUCUCUUUGCUUGCUCCUCUGCCGUGAUAUCGUGAUGGGUUUCAGGCGGUCGAGGUACCGCAUCAUGGACAUCCUAAUGUUGCCCUGCUGGUCCUGUUCGAUCUCACAUCCGUUGAAGUGGAACUUGUUGUCGACUACCACUUUUCCGACUUGGAACCGUUUCUCUAGCCGUCGGACGAACUCGUGAAUGUAAUCUGUGGGUCCGCCUAUGAUGAACUCAUCGGUCACUUUCGCUACGAUCAAGACUAUCUUGUCCUGUGUAUCCCUGCGGAUGAACAGUUGACUUAUGCUGAACACUCGUUGUAGGUCUCCAUCCAAUAACAUCCAAUCCUCCACAGUCUUUUG
Messenger RNA from Chondrus crispus (carragheen), 1093 nucleotides. RefSeq lists its product as hypothetical. The record is from RefSeq and is a predicted model, not a curated record. NCBI's taxonomy places the organism in Eukaryota, Rhodophyta, Florideophyceae, Gigartinales, Gigartinaceae. Bases 1 to 441 code for a protein of 146 amino acids. The transcript is spliced from 4 exons.